Botrytis porri is the source of this 981-nucleotide messenger RNA. RefSeq lists its product as uncharacterized. The transcript is spliced from 3 exons. Gene Ontology annotation, molecular function: ATP:ADP adenylyltransferase activity; ATP binding. Gene Ontology annotation, biological process: nucleotide metabolic process. Lineage: Eukaryota; Fungi; Ascomycota; Leotiomycetes; Helotiales; Sclerotiniaceae. The coding region runs from base 1 to 981 and encodes 326 amino acids. The record is from RefSeq and is a predicted model, not a curated record.
AUGCGAAACUUACCUGCUCUAGUUCGCGAGAAAUUUAAAGCAGCUCAAGCUGCUGGCGAUAUCUCCUAUUUUCAGACUCAAUUGGCUAUUUUGCAUUGCAAUUCGCUGCCGUUUCAAUUACGAUAUUCCCCAGCGUUGGCAAAUAAACCAAAGGCCGACAAGCUCAAAGAUACCCCUCAGAAGCCAUUCAAUCCAUUUCUAAAACCGUCCUCGUCGUUGCUUGUAACAGAGUUUGGGUCGUACAACCUCGUACUUAAUAAAUUUCCAGUCAUACCGGAUCAUUUCAUUCUUUCAACAAAGGAGUUCAAAGAACAGACACACUUGUUGGAGGAGGGGGAUCUUGAGGCAGCAUAUAAUUGUCUGGAAUCAUACCAUGCGGAAGGGGAAGAAUUGUUUGGGUUCUUCAAUUCAGGCGAACACUCGGGAGCAUCGCAACCCCAUAGACACAUCCAAUUCCUUCCAGUCGAAUCGAUGAGAACGGGAUUAGAGAAAGAUUUGCAAUGGUCUCCAUUGGUCGACCGUCUCGUUAAAACAACCGCGCCAGAGCUCCCAUUCACAUACUUCGCCGCGUCUUUCACCAGCAAUGUUCAGCCGUCAGAUUUGCAUGCAACCUACUUGAAAUUGCAUCAGAAAGCUUGCCAGCUGAUGAAAACUACACCUUGUAAAGAUCGCAAGGAAGCGUCGCCUAUCAGCUAUAAUUUGGGAAUCACCAAUAAAUCUAUGGUGUUAUGUCCACGAACAUCGGAAGGUCUUGAGAUCAUGGAUACUGAUGGCAAAAUCGUCGGAUCUGUUGCAUUAAACGGCACUCUUCUAGCAGGUACACUAUUAGUUAAAAGUGAGAUUGAAUGGGAUGCUAUUCGUAGGGACGAGGGAAUACUCGUUAAUGUUCUCAAGGCAAUAGGAGUACCUCCGCACAAUACAGUUGAUUCCCAACACACAAAUUUUGGUACUUUCGAUAAACCAUUAGACGGAAAGAUAUAA